AUGUCAAAGCGUGCCCACACCGAGAAGGGUGUGCCAUCAAGUCCGCUGCCUCGUCCCGGAAAGCGUGCCGCAACGGGGAACAAGACCUUGGGACUCACACAGCAGUCUUCUCUGGCCUCGAUUAAGAGUGCCUGCUGGUCAACGAUAAGGGAGAGGAUGGCCAAACAAGGAGCAAUCCUGUCGGCGAUCAAUGAGAAACUUCACCACCACAUCACCGACGGCAUUGCUGAUGAUCCUGACAUGAAGGGGCUUUUGCUCAAGCUCCUUGCUCAUCCGAUAAGCAUCCAAGACGAAGAGCUGGCCCGCAUGUUCACAUUGAGGGUACUUUCAAAGUCGAGUAUUCCUGCUGUCGACAUAGAGAGGCCUUUCUACGUGCGCAGCUGCACCAUCACCGCCGGACAACUCCGUCAAAUCGUGGAAGACUGGAAAGACGACUUCUUGUUCUUCGAGGAAGGAGAUCUGUGGGUCGACUAUCUCAACACGGCAAGUGUGGCGGAUACAGACAGUGUCUCCAUUCGUUAUGUCGGGAUGACUGUCAAGGGCUUUACCGGAUACAGUCGCUCCUUGAAAGACUUGCAGGACCGUAGGUACGGCAUGUUGUCUGCGUUCUGCAAUGCUCUAGCUACCCGGUUCCCGGAGGUGCUCAUACCACCGGGCUGCUGGAAAGUAUACGAGUUUUCGGAUGCAAACAUCGGUGGCCAUAUCCUUCCCGGAGAACAACCCUUCAGCAAUACGAGGGAGCGUGUGCUGGUUGCUCUUCUUGGGGGGCCAUACACUCUAAAUCGGCAGAUCGGAGGGUAUUACCAUUCCUACAAGAUCUUGGAUGUGGACGCACAGAGGUUCACUACUUUACAUACCUCACUCUUUCAGAGAGUUGUCCGCUUUGGAAGUGUGCGCAAUGACCCUUAUGUCGAUGCGGCUAUCAAGCGGUGGGCGGAAGCUUUGUACAGGUUCGCCACUGAGAACCCCGAAGCAACCAAGACCGACCGGAUCCCUCUGCCGGACGAUUGGUUGACGGUGAACAUCGCACAGGCAACACCAAUAUUCUUUGCUGAGCACGUACUGUUUGCCUUGGUGGGCAAGGACAUCACUCACGAUGACUUUACUCGCUGUUGCCCCUUCUUUUCGCCUCACGGGCCCGAGCGGUCACGCACAGCAGCACUGACGACAUAUAUUCUAUCUCAGUUGCACACGAUCGAGAACGGUUUCAGAAUCCUUUCGCCCAUACCUUUUCACUCGGGCAUGUUCCCAUUGGUGAAUCUGUUUCCUUGGAUAGGACAGGGCAAAGUGCUCGACAUGAUUGGAUACUUGCGACAAUACUUUGCGGCUGCUCGCCCGCUCAUUGCCAUCGGGAUGGGGUACACCGUUUGCUCGGUGAUGAAAGCCAACUUCCUCCAUCAGUACGGGAUGAGGCAGAAGGAUUCCUUCUUGAAGUACGUUGGCGUCCCCACCUUGCAGUAUCGCGAUACCACUUGGCUCCUUAGUGUCGACAAGGACGCACAUCCAGAUCCGGAGAGUGCGUUCAUACUCAUCCCCCACAUCCAUCCCGGGAGAGAUAAAUACUACAACCAGCCAGAAUCCCUCCGUCGAGUGCUCGUUUUGACCUGGAUGCUCGCCAUCGCUAUGGGAGAGCUUUCAGCGGGCCUACUACAGGGCGCCUCCGAGACCGGCGCAACACACCUUCAUGUUAACAGGGAGACAAUCUGUCGCCAGAUAUUGGAGGCCGCCACACGGAGUGACCCGAUGGUGCAGCUUCAAGCCGAGCUAGACCAUGUCAAAGCAGCACUCCGAAACGAUUGGAAAGGGAAUGUCCGCAGAGAUGACGCCUCGGAGACCAAACGUCAGGCUCUCUCCGACGGAGCAGAGAGACGAAUUUCCAGAUACGGAUUCGCCGAAGGUCUUCCCAAGUCCGAGCCCCGCCGUGAACAAACCCUCCAAUUGUGGAGAUUGGGCUAUCCAGACCUGCGUAUAGGCUUCAGCGAUUCAGACGCCGAUAAGGAAAAGUGGUUGAACUGGGCCAACUCCAUCGAGGAAGGAAGGUCCUACUUCUCGUCCUUCUUGGCAACUAAGUACUUCGAGAAAGCGACCGAGGAGAAACCGGAACUGUUAACCCUGCUACCUGGAGAGAACCUGAACCGAGAGGAGAUGAAGGUUUUGAUGGACAAGUUGGAGCAGGGAGCGAUGUUGAGGAACCUGGACACCUCCAACCCGGACGAAGCCUUGAACGUUGUACGACUUCAAGCUUUCUGGCCCCACAGAGUGAAGGCGGAAGACCUCGAGCAGUACGAGCCGCACGAGUUCGUCGAGAACCUGCAGAACCAGAAGGUCAAGAUGAACCGAUCCAAAAUCGUCACAUUGUACUGGAAGGAUCCCAACGGGAAAAAUGUCAAGCUGGAACUACGUGCUCCCCUUAGUACACCAGCGAGCGGCGAUCGAUUCGUUCGCUUUGAGGACAUAGGCAUAGCUCUGUUCGACGCCUCGGGAAAAGUCUUCCUGCCGGCUACUAAAGUGGCAGCCAUCACUUGGCCAUUGUCAUCCCUCGCGCAGCUUUGCCGAGCUGCAGACAUCAAGCGCUGCUGGGAGAGCCAGACCGGUAAAAGGUGGCCGUCAGUGGCAUCUUCCCUGCCCCCCGCCCCCGGAGUUGCUGUGUAUUCUGCUGCUUUCUACGGCCAGAAGAGAAGACCGCCGCCAUUGGGGAAGAAGAAGCUCGCCCAGUACACUUCCAGGUCCAUAGUUCGGGGAGACGCCGCGUGGCUCAUCAAGGAAUUCCUCGACGAGCGAUUCCCUGACGGUGGAAAGGUCUUUGCGGCGCCGCUGGGGACUUGGCCAGAGAAGGACGCGGAGCACAUCCGGUUGCUUUUGUCCGAGUUCGUGGAGCGCCCACUCUACUACUACCAUCCCUUCCGAAGCGAUUGGUUGGACAUCCUGAACGACGCCCGCCCCCAGGCGAUCUCGAUCAUCAAGGAAAAUAUUCACCUGUGCCGGCCAAUCACCUGGACCCAGAGGGUGAUGAAGGACUUGAGGUCCUCCGGUAGGGGUCAGCUAGGGGGAAAGUAUUGGCACUUCGGAGCGAGGAUGUAGGGCGGCGGGGACUUGGUCUGAAAUGAAAAUGGUGGGGAGAGUGCGAUGGAGGCGAGGAUGGGGAGACUGCGAUACUGGGGGUACGAAUGAAAUGAUUGUUGGGACCAUGUGUGAACCGUCCGUGAUAGUAUCUGUAGAACUAGUAGACAUACUGCAUUGGAA
This is a messenger RNA of Tricharina praecox, 3243 nucleotides long. RefSeq lists its product as uncharacterized. The transcript has a single exon. The coding region runs from base 1 to 3081 and encodes 1026 amino acids. The record is from RefSeq and is a predicted model, not a curated record. Lineage: Eukaryota; Fungi; Ascomycota; Pezizomycetes; Pezizales; Pyronemataceae.